Cetraspora pellucida is the source of this 624-nucleotide messenger RNA. The record is from the annotation of a GenBank genome assembly. Lineage: Eukaryota; Fungi; Glomeromycota; Glomeromycetes; Diversisporales; Gigasporaceae.
AUGUGGUUUGGUGAAUCUGAGGUGAAUGUUCGAGAUGUCUUUGAUAAAGCCCGUGCUACUGCUCCAUGUGUAAUGUUCUUUGAUGAAUUGGAUUUGAUCGCAAAAGCUCGUGGAUCCAAUUUAGGUGAUGGUGGCGGUGCUGAUGACCGUGUUCUUAAUCAAAUUCUUACUGAAAUGGAUGAUAUAAACGCUAAAAAGAAUGUAUUUAUUAUCGGUGCCACAAAUCGUCCAGAUCAAAUUGAUCCGGCUCUGCUUCGUCCUGGUCGUCUUGACCAAUUGAUUUAUAUUCCUCUACCUGAUGAGUCAUCGAGGUUAUCAAUUUUGAAAGCCACAUUACGAAAAUCACCUGUAUCUGACAAGGUUGAAAAACAUUUGAGUUAUUUAGCCAAGAAAACCGAAGGGUUCUCUGAGAUAACUGGUGAAGAAGCUACUAUGGAUGAAGAUGAGGAUGAUCCAGUCCCUGAAAUUACAAUUGCCCACUUCGAAGAAGCUAUGAAAGUUGCUCGCUCAGUUUCUGAUAGCGACAUUCGCAGAUAUGAAAUGUUUGCCCAAAACCUUCAAUACUCUCAAAGUUAUAGCUGUUCGAAAAAACCCAAAUCUUCAAAUUGGUAUGACUCUUUAUAG